Molecule: messenger RNA, 189 nt
Organism: Perkinsus marinus ATCC 50983
Lineage: Eukaryota; Perkinsozoa; Perkinsida; Perkinsidae
Exons: 2
Coding region: 1-189 (62 amino acids)
Source: RefSeq, a predicted model, not a curated record
AUGCCGUUACGAAGCUACGAGCUCAUAGGCCGGAUUGCCAACGGUGGUGUUGAAAGAGCCUCCGCCUCUCAAGUUGCUGAGCUCAGAAAGGAGAAAGAGAAGCUGGAUGAGGCCCGAGAUCGAACUGGGCCGAGGGGGUAUGAGCAGUACGCGGCUGAGGAGGUCAAAGCCAUUAUGGCCUUGCCAUAA